UGUAAAUGGCAACGGAGCGGCAAUGUUUUCGUUGUCAAUUGUAUUUUGUUUUGCUCAUAAUUUUCACUCGUGUUUAUUUUAUCAAAAUCACUUUGCUUGCUAUCGUUAUAUAUGCCAGCACCACUCAUGAACGUGUCCGUAUCUCGUUGGAAAUUACCGUAGGAUGCUGAAUAUUGUGCAAUACCCAUCAACGUAACUCCAACAUAGAAAUUACCUGAAAGAAAACAUUCUUUCUUUUACAUAUGUACAUAUAGAUACCGCAAAGUACGAGCAAACAUAAGGAAAAGCGCAGAGCGGAGAAAGAAAAGAAUAUACGGAAAAAAUUUAAUUUUUUCAGAUCACACAUGGUAACGUCUAUGACGCCGUUAUACUUACCGGAUAAUGAAUUUUCAUAUACUUGGUUCUGUCAAGUUGACACGGAACGAACGUUGACGUUCUUGAGUGAUUCUAGUGUUAGAUAAGAGCUUUACAAGCAACGUACAAAUAAUAAAUAAGUCCUUAAAUUUACUUGUUAUAGUUCUUAAAUGUUAUCAAAUUGUGCGCUUAAAUUUCAAUCACUUUGCAGACGUUUGCACACAAUUCGUUUAGAGUUGAAUAAUAAUGGAGAUUCUCUACGUUUAUCGAGUUUGACGAGGUUUUGUCUGGUUCCAAAGUCGGGAGCAGAUAAUAAAGAAGGAGUAGUUAAAUCUUCAAAGACGACUGCAUUAGGGGUCAAUGCGAAAUAUGUUGUAACCCAACAAAUACGGAAAUAUGCUCCGACUACUAGUUCAACGAACGCUGAAAGUGCUUGUUGGAACUGCAAGCAAGGGGGACGUAAGAAUCAUAUGAUAUGCACAUCCUGCGGCUAUCUGCAAGAUGUAAAUGCAGAAAUUAAUUAUUUUGAUCUGCUAGAUUUACAAAACAGUUUUUCAUUACAACAGCAAGAACUAACACGGCGUUUUCGACAGCUUCAAACAUUGGUUCACCCAGAUAAAUUCAGUAACAAAGUAACGCGGGAGCAAAAUAACUCUGCCGACUGGAGUGCUCUAAUAAAUAAAGCAUACAAAACGUUGUCUGCCCCAGUUGAGCGUGGACAAUAUUUACUGAAACUACAAGGUGAGCAUAUGCCACAGGAUAAUUCUGCUUUGAAUACAGAAUUUCUUAUGGAAAUGAUGGAGCUCAAUGAAAAAGUCGACGAAACGAAUUCGAGGGAAAGUUUACAGCAAAUAAAUAACGACAUUGCCCAACAAUUAAAAGAAGGAGUCCAAGUAUUAAGCGAGAAAUUUGACUCGAAAGCAUUAAAUGAAGCAAAAUUCUUGCUAGUAAAAAUGAAAUAUCUGAUUAGUGUUCAGAAUAGUAUCAAGAAUAAGCUACAAAAAAUGGAGGACAGUUAAGCUAAUGCUAAUAUUUUUUCUGUAAAUUAUCUUCUGCUUUUUUGUUGCCAGGACUAAUAAAGUAUAACUUGUUGCAAGGGUAAA
This is a messenger RNA of Ceratitis capitata (Mediterranean fruit fly), 1457 nucleotides long. It is a transcript of the gene Hsc20, whose product is annotated as iron-sulfur cluster co-chaperone protein HscB, mitochondrial. Gene Ontology annotation, molecular function: protein-folding chaperone binding; ATPase activator activity. NCBI's taxonomy places the organism in Eukaryota, Metazoa, Arthropoda, Insecta, Diptera, Tephritidae. The transcript is spliced from 3 exons. Bases 525 to 1373 code for a protein of 282 amino acids. Gene Ontology annotation, biological process: [2Fe-2S] cluster assembly; protein complex oligomerization. Gene Ontology annotation, cellular component: mitochondrion. The record is from RefSeq and is a predicted model, not a curated record.